Sorex araneus (European shrew) is the source of this 1260-nucleotide messenger RNA. RefSeq names its product flagellum associated containing coiled-coil domains 1 (gene FLACC1). The transcript is spliced from 13 exons. Gene Ontology annotation, cellular component: outer dense fiber; cytoplasm; sperm fibrous sheath. NCBI's taxonomy places the organism in Eukaryota, Metazoa, Chordata, Mammalia, Eulipotyphla, Soricidae. The coding region runs from base 1 to 1260 and encodes 419 amino acids. The record is from RefSeq and is a predicted model, not a curated record.
AUGAACCCCAACCCUCUCAUCUAUUGUACUUGCUGUGACCCCUGGAACUUGGGGCCUCGAAAACUAAUCAAGACCCCUCAUCCACCAAGAAAAACCUCCACAAAGAAAUCCACAAAGAAAACUGAUUAUCUGAGACCAGAAAAGAGCUCUAAUUUUCCUUAUGAAAUGAUCAAUGUGUCACCGGGCUAUCGCCUCUUUCGGAACAGAGAGCAUAUUUAUGUCACUUUGGGAGAAGAGCUGUUCACUAAACGUCUGCCUUCAGUGUUAGAUCUGGAGAAAAAGACAGAGUCAGAAGCCCCUGACAAGGUCAAGAUGGAAUCACAGGUCUUAAACAAGAUCAAGAAGUCCAGGACUAAUAUUUCUGCUGACCUUGAAGAACAGAUCUCAGAGCUGACAUGUAUAAUAGAGCAGAUGAACAGAGACCAUCAGGCUGCUCAAAAUUUGCUACGCAAUGAAACGGAGCUCCGGUGUACUGAGAUGGAGAAGAACUAUGAGAAGAUGAGCAGGGAGCUCAAAGAGACUCAUGAAAAACAGCUUAAGGAGUUGGAGGACAGCUACAAAGCAGCCUUGAAAGCAGAGAAGUUGUCUUCCCAAGAAAAAAUAGGGGAAAUGGCUAAGGAAUAUAAAUAUUUGAAGAACGUGUUUCAUGUGUACCAGAGCAGUGUUCAGGAGGAAAUGGAAGAAAAGUGGGCAAAGAAGAAGGAGGAAUUGGAGACGGAUGAGAAGCUAGAACGUGAAAAGAUCUUGCUGCAGCAAAAACAUAUGAUGACAAAAAGGUUUGCAUUAGAGUCAGAAGAAACAAAGAAGAGAAUAAGUGACUCCUAUUGUGCUCUCUUUGAGAAUAUCAGUCGAGAGAAAGAGGAGCUACUGAAACAACAUGAAAGGGACACCAUCCAAUUGGAGGAGCUGAAACAGUCCAAAAAGGUCACAGAGAAACAAUUGAAGUCACAAGCUCUUAUUCUAGAAUCACUUGAUUUCACCCUCUUCCAAACCCAAAUGGAACUUCAGAAAGAGAAAGCUAUGGUGACAAAUCUGGAAAAAACUCUCCAGGACAAAUUUUAUGAAGCUGAAGAAAAAUAUAAAUACACUAUAGAACUUCUGAAAGAAGAAAACAUUCUUCUCAGGCAAAAGAUAAUUGCCAUGAAUGAAGAAAUGUUUGAAGAACGAUCUGAGAGAGUGAACUCUAUUCCUUUUUAUCAGAAUGAGUAUGAUUCUUUUGAUGAUAUUCAUAAAAAAAGACAAAGCUCAACAGAAGAUUAG